Molecule: messenger RNA, 3536 nt
Organism: Andrographis paniculata
Lineage: Eukaryota; Viridiplantae; Streptophyta; Magnoliopsida; Lamiales; Acanthaceae
Product: cell division control protein 2 homolog
Exons: 13
Coding region: 158-1099 (313 amino acids)
Biological process (GO): signal transduction; G1/S transition of mitotic cell cycle; regulation of G2/M transition of mitotic cell cycle
Cellular component (GO): cyclin-dependent protein kinase holoenzyme complex; cytoplasm; nucleus
Molecular function (GO): ATP binding; cyclin-dependent protein serine/threonine kinase activity; cyclin binding
Source: RefSeq, a predicted model, not a curated record
UUGUUAAAUAGAGAAAACACAUGAGUGUUUGUUUCCUGUUCGUUUGUACUACAGUCUCAGUGGAGAAGGGACUACGUAGAGACGCUGAGCCGAUUUUUUGUUCCUAGAGCAGCUUUCAAUUGACUCCUGCUGUAGCACUCUUUCUGGAUCUAAUCAAAUGAAGAGGCUUUCAAUUGAUUCCUGCUGUAGCACUCUUUCUGGAUCUAAUCAAAUGAAGAGGUAUGAAAUUGGCCAAUGGAUUGGAGAUGGGAGCUUCGGUGAUGUAUUUAAGGCAUAUGAUACAAAGACGAGGGAAAAUGUUGCUAUUAAGAUCAUUCAGUUUCAGCAUAGAGACACAGGCCUGCCCAGUGAAGUCUUAAGGGAAAUCUCUGUGUUGAUGGAGUUGGAUCAUGCCAAUGUUGUAAGGUUGUUGGAUGUUGAAUUGGCAAACUUUGGCUGCUGUCUUGUUUUUGAAUCCAUGGACUAUGACCUUUCUGGGUUCAUGGAAGCUCAUCCAGAAACUUUUGCGGAUCCACUAGUGAUAAAAAAACUACUGCUCCAAAUACUUGAAGGUGUCUCUUACUGCCAUUCUCAAAAAGUUUGGCACCGAGACUUGAAACCUCCUAAUUUGCUCAUCAAUUCUGACCUUACUAUAAAACUUGCUGAUUUUGGUUUCGCCAGGACAGUUGAUGUUUUCCUUUCAAGCUAUUCCGAGGAUGUAGCAACUCUUUCAUUUCAGGCACCUGAAAUCCUGCUUGGCCUACCAUACACUUCUGCUAUAGAUAUAUGGUCUGUGGGAUGUAUAUUUGCUGAGUUGGUGACACUGGAAGUUCUCUUUCCAGGGACAAGUGAUGCUCUUAUGUUGCAGCUCAUUGUCAGCUUGUUUGGUCUGCCUGAUUCAAGCUACUGGCCAGAAGGAGCAUCUGCCUUGUCAAAGAAUUUAGGCUCAAAGGCAGUACCUACUGCAUCCACACAGACCCUUAAGAGCAUUGUCCCUCGCCUCGAUCCUGAAGGAUUAGACCUUUUAGAAAAAAUGCUGUCUGUCAAUCCACAUAAAAGGAUUACUGCUGCUGAUGCACUAAAGCAUCCAUACUUCGACGACCUGCGAGUGAAUCAUUAACCAUUUCUACUUGAGAUUUGGAUAUAUGGAUCCAACUUUGCUUUAAAAAAAUAAAUUUGUGUGACUACAUCACAAUAUGAUUUCUGCACUCUAUUUUGUGCCUCAUUCAGCAAAAUUCUCGUUUGAAAUAAUAAGAAAUCAAGUAUCUGACAUUGUUUAUUUGCAAGCAGAAAGAAUGAAUCAGGGAGACAACAUGGAUCAGGUUCCACCAUGAAUCCUAGUCUUUGAAAUCCUGGUAAAUGAAACUCAACAGAUUGUUUGCCACAGUGUAGCCCCCAUCGAUGACUAGAUUGUGUGCCGUAAUGAAGCCCGAUUCGUCGCUCGCCAGAAACAGGACAGACUGUGCAACAUCCUCCAUGGUACCUCCCCUGCCCUUGAUAAGGCUUGCUCUCUCACCCACAAUCUUGGUCACAUCCUCUGGCUGGAGAUCCGGAUUCCCCAUCAGCACUCUGUAGGGAUCCAGGAGCAGCUCGGAGGGCACGCCGUGCGGCAGAAUGCAGUUCACCCUAAUCCCGUGUACUCCCAGCUCGCAGGCGGUUGUCCUGGCGACGCCAAGGAUGGCAUCUUUGGACAUUGUGUAGGCAUGGGAUGCCAGGCCGCCCAUGACGGCUGCAGAGCUCGACGAACAUAUGAUGGAUCCGCCGUGUUUCCCCUUGAUCAUGGCGCGCGCAGCGUACUUGAUCCCGUGCACCACCCCGAACAGAUUCACUUCCAGAAGAGCCAUCAGCUGCUCAGUUUUGAGAUUGGUGAUGCUCCCGCAAGGACCGCCUAUGCCGGCAUUGUUGAACAUGAUGUCCAGCCGCCCUUUCCAGUCGAGAGCUAGCUGGACCGCACGUUCCACAUCGCUCUCAACCGACACAUCGCAGUGGAUGUACCUGGCUCCAAUGGAAUCUGCUAGCUUUUCGCCUGGCUCGUCGAGGAUGUCGGCAAUGACAACAUAUGCCCCGCUUUCAGCAAACGCCUUGGCCGUAGCAGCCCCGAUCCCCCUUGCUCCACCUGUUACGACGGCGACCUUCCCUGGCAGUCUACUUUGCAGAAGAAACAGGAAAGAAAGGUAAGAGAUCUGAAAGCAUUUGAGAAGCAGAAUGAAAUCACCAAGGUAUGUACUACUACUACUACUACUAGUACUAGUUUGUAUUGUGCUGACCUUUUUGGUUUUGGGGGAAGAACGUGAGCUGUGCCUGUGGAAUCCAUUUGAUCUGUGUGAUGGAUAGUUUGGUUGCAAUUUUGGUGGUAUAUAUAGCUGAUACUUAACUGAUUAUUUAAUCCUGCACACUCUUUUCAUUUACACAACUAACCUCUCUCUAACUGCAGACGUUUUUUUCUACUAAUUUCCAGGUGUAGAGAUGAGAUCGAAACAUAGAAGAUUUGUGGCUUCCUCCUCUCAAUCAUAGUAUUUAUUUAUUUCCAGAUAUAAUCUAAUGUUCUUGUCUUAUAAAAGACACAACACAGCCCCACUUCAUGAGCAGCUUAAUCCAACACAGCCCCACUUCAGUGCUUCAUUUGGAUCAGUCUAUCUUCCUUCUCAUUUACUACUCCAUUAUUAUUGCUUGUCAUCUUAUCUUGCCAUGAGUUUAGGUCGGUCUUUACAUGAGGCAUAUACAGAUCUGUUGUAGUAGCUGCAGGCUAUGUCUAAAAAGCUGCAGGCUUUGAAUAAAACACAUACAUACACACAUUGAUCUUCCUGUUAUAAAUGAGUAUUUUGAAUUAAAAACACUUUGAUGUGUCGCCUCCAUAGCCUGUCUUCCGCCACCGUGGCCAUCGCCCGUGUUUCUGGCCGUCCCGGUAUUGUUGGAGCUUCGGGUCGGGUCCAAUGGAUGGGCUUUCGCCCAUUGUCCAAGACCCGCCCGGAUAGAGUCGGUCCAAAGGAAUUCGGAUCUGGUUUGGACCAGUAUUCAAACAUAUUCGGGUCGGGUCAGGAUCCAAAGAGAGUACUAUAAAUUACAUCUAAAUUAUGUUAAAAUAAAACUCGACUUUUACUUGGUAUAAUUUGGGUUCACCGGAGAAUGUCUGCUCCCAUAGAUUCGAAGGCGCAAUCGGCCUCCGAUCUCCAAAAGGAGGUGAGGAAUCAUGAAGUUGCUUUGGCUGAACUUAGUAGCCUUGCUUCUUCUCGAGUACGAGUUUGUGAGCUUGUAGUCUAUCAAAGAAAUGGUAAUAUAUUCUUCCGGACAACUGUGCCAAAAGCAACAGCUUUUGAGCAAAAACAACUGGAAAGCGCUAAAGCUAGGCUGCCGAAAAGCUAAGCCAAGCCCGUCUUAACAUCUUCGAUCCUCUUAUCCCGAGAGUUUCUGGUUGAACUUUCAGAUUACAAUCCGUUGCUUUUCUUGUUGAAUCAGCUACAUUCUUGCAAAGCUGACAAAAUUUAUAUUAAUCUUUACAAUGUCGAGAUGAUCAUAAUCGUUUUUGUCAUAAUGGUUGAAUGAGUAGUCGAUAAUAA